AUGCGCACAAGAAAUAAGUCUAAGGAACAAACAACACCAAAUGGAAGAAAAGGACAAGAUGAAAGUGACAAUGAUUCCAAACCUAAGAAGCCUAAUAAAAACACAAAUAACAAUAUAACUGUACAAAGUACAAAUAACAAUGUAACAGAAAAAGUAUUGUCAUCCCCAGUCAGCAAAGAGAAUAAAAAGAAAGUUGCCAAUGGUAAAGUUGAUGUAUCUAAAGUAAAAAAGAGGCUACCCGAUGACACAAAAAUUGAAGGAAUUAUGGAUGGUGAUGUACAAAUGAAAAAGAAAAAGGCUAGUGAUCCUCCUGAAAGUCCUUCGGAGAGUUUAACAAAUGACAGUUUUCCAGCAAUGGAUGAAACAGAAACUGUUGAACCAGAACCAGAAGCUUGUGACUUUAGCUUUAAUAAGACUGACAAGGAAAAUUCGGAACAAAAUAAAGACUCUGAAAUUGAGCAAAUAAUCAAGCCCAUUGAGCAAUUAAAGCCAGAUAUCUGUAAUGAGCUCGCAAAUAAAAGUGAUAAAGAUCCAUUACCACCUAUAUUCAAAGUGGUGUCUGAAAAAGAGGACAGAAACAUACUUGAUUUGAAAACUGAGUCUAGUGGCUCCAAGAAUAUAGAAAAUAUUGAACCAAGACCUCAUACAAUAUUUCCAAAAACUGAACUUAUUAUACCUAAAGUUACCCCAAUGUCUUCAGAGGUUUUGGAGAAAAUUAAGAUUAAAGAGGAAAUAGACGCAGAUGAUCAAUCACUUAAUUUACAAAAAGAUGAUUUCCAGAAAGACCCACUUUCACAUAGUUUUACUGGACUCCCUCUUAACCAACAAAAUAAACCUUUAAAUUUAGAAAACACAAACUUUUUUGUUAAGGACAGUCAUAUUUACAAUCCUAAAUUAAACCACAAUAUUAAGAUUGAAGGAGUGCCUAAUAGUAUUUUCAGCCCUGUUAAUAUUUCAAAAGAAAGUUCUAUAAUUAGAAAUCCAAAAGACUUUGUUAGUGGUAUGCCACAAUUUUCAUAUCCGCCUAACAUUAAUUAUACCAGUGAUCCUAAUAAACACAGCCCUCACAUAAAUCCACUGAAGACUGUUAUUAAACUGGAGCCAAGAGAUGAGACCAGUGACAUGAAAAGUCAGAAUACUCCAGAAAUAUUUACAGCCACUAUAUCUACAGCAAAUAAAGUGGACUCUCCAAACACACCACGACUGGAUAGUUUGCAAAGGAUAAGUCCAUCUCCUACAAAUGCUAGAGGUCCAUCACCAUCACACCUUGAACAUUCAAGUAAUACUAAUACUGAACCUAUAUCUCCUGCUCAUUCUCAAGAGAAUAAAUCACAUGAUGCAGAUAUUGAAGACAAGCAGCCAACUGAUUUGAAAACUCAACCAUCAAAACAAGAUGCACAAAACUCUGGUUUAAGACAACCUAUGUUCCCAACUCCUAUCAGACCUGAGAAUCUUGGAGUUAGACCCACAGAACCAUCAAAUAUUCCUGUAUCAGGGCAAAGUAUGCCCCCACCAUCCCUGAGCCAGCCAUCUAUAACUAGUUUACUGCCACCAGGACCAUUAAUAUCUGUGGGAAGUGGUUCAAAUGUUGGACCAUAUGGGUUUAUGCCUUCACCAAUGUACGGCCAUCCAGGUCAUCCUGGUUUAGAUAAACCAAGCUCGAUGCCACAAAUGAUGCAACAAAUACCACAAAGUCAUGGUCAUCAAGGAAAUAAUAUGAUACCUCCACCAUCAAAUCCAAAUGAUCCAUCGAUGCCACAAGACUUAAAGAUAAAACAAGAAAUACUGGAUGUGCCAGCAAAUCUAUCCACUCAAAAUGUUGCUGAUCCCCUACAAUCACUGAAGGAAGUAAAAGUGCCAGGCUAUCCUAUUGGAAGUGCUAUAGCCCAACACUUAAGCUCGGAAAGAGAUAGAGAAUCAAUGUCAAGUGUUGAAAACAACAGCAGACCUCCGAGCCAACCAACAAAUGAAAACACAAAUAUGGCAAGUGCAUUCCUCGGACCAAGAAUAGAAAGUAUUAAAAAGGAACCAGAUUUUUUACAUCAACCUCAUAUUACUCCAGUAUCGUCGAGUCAAGUCAACAACCGGGCCCACACCCUCACCCAUUCGCUUCUCCUUUACAUCAUCCUCACCAUCCCCUUCUUCAUCCAUCAUCAAUAUUUCAACUUUCAGCAGCAGCAGCUGCUCAUGCUAUGCAUCCUUAUUAUCCUCACCCGCAUCCUGGUUACUCUAUGCCAUACCCAUACCCAUAUGGACCACUUCCACAACCUCAUCCUAUACCUCCUAUGCAUCCCUCUUCAAGUUCAUCAGGUAGACAUGACCCAGGAAAACCGUCUACAA
This is a messenger RNA of Iphiclides podalirius (scarce swallowtail), 2340 nucleotides long. The record is from the annotation of a GenBank genome assembly. Lineage: Eukaryota; Metazoa; Arthropoda; Insecta; Lepidoptera; Papilionidae.